Cynoglossus semilaevis (tongue sole) is the source of this 1780-nucleotide messenger RNA. RefSeq names its product dual specificity protein phosphatase 18-like. Gene Ontology annotation, biological process: peptidyl-tyrosine dephosphorylation. NCBI's taxonomy places the organism in Eukaryota, Metazoa, Chordata, Actinopteri, Pleuronectiformes, Cynoglossidae. Gene Ontology annotation, molecular function: protein tyrosine phosphatase activity. The transcript has a single exon. Gene Ontology annotation, cellular component: cytoplasm. The coding region runs from base 539 to 1090 and encodes 183 amino acids. The record is from RefSeq and is a predicted model, not a curated record.
GCUUAGUUUAUAUGGGAGUUUGCUGCCAGUUGUAGUGAGUUUUGUUGAGUUAAAGCUGAAGCUGUGGCCCAAUACAAAGGUAGCACUGAAACAGGGCUUGAGAUUCUCCCACAUCAUCAGUGCAAAUGUAUUCACAAGUUGCUUCUCUUCUGGUUCCACAGACCACUCACAGCCUCUCACAGAAUCCACUGUAGUUUCAAUCUUGGUGGGAAGAAAUGAAGAAGCUGUGGCCACAACUGAUACUAUAACACUAAUACUGAAUAACACUAAUCAUACAUGUAUUUGUUAUACCAGAACCAAGAAGAAAGUUAAUACAUAAAGUGUUGCGACUUAAAUGUCAUUAUAUAUACAUAUACAUAAUGUUUUUCUUCAUUUUGUCCCAGAACAGUUUUAACUUCCAAUGCUCGUGUAAUAUCUCCAGUAGAGGGCGACAAUCUUCGGUAAACAGACAUGUUUGGUGCUAGCGGCUUGCCGUACGUUGAAGUCUCUUCUGUUUGAGGAACGCCACCGUGUCUUCGGGGUGAAUUUGUCGCCGUUUAUGAAUCAGCCUCGGUACUCAGGUCUGUCGGGCCUGUGCCAGGUCACCGAACAUCUUUACAUCAGUAACGGCAGAGCGGCCGGUGAUUCAGCUCAGCUGACCAGGUGUCAAAUCACCUGUGUCAUCAGCGUUACUGAAGGCCUGAGCUGCUGUCCUCCUGCACCAGCUGCUGAGAUAGAGCACCUCCGUAUCCAGCUGUCUGACUCUCCUCUGUCUCCUCUCAACGACCUCUUCCUGCCGGUGGCUAAAAAGAUCCAGCAGCAUGCCGAGAGCGGAGGCCGGACACUGGUGCACUGUAACGCCGGUGUGAGCCGCUCCGCCGCCCUGUGCAUGGCUUAUCUGAUGAAGCACCAAGGCGUCACCCUGCUGGAGGCCCACACCUGGGUGAAGAGCUCCAGACCCGUGGUGAGACCCAACCCUGGCUUCUGGAAGCAGUUGGUCUGCUUUGAGAAGGAACUGCGGGGCUGUAACUCUGUCCACAUGGUGUCCUCGUCCAUAGGAGAAAUACCGGACAUUUAUGAAGAGGAGGCCAGGAACAUGAUGGCUCUGUGAGGGCUGAGAACCGGAACCACUGCCAAAAUGAUUAUUAUUAUUAUUACCAUUAAUAGGGAUAAUCUGCUUGAUCAUUGGUAUCCAAUGGCUACGGUGUUAGUUAUGGUAAAAUCAUUGUGAUGACACUAAUGUAAAACAUAAACCUAAUCAGUUUAUAUGGAAAUCAAGAUUAUUUUCUAAAACUAGGAUUUAUCAUAGUGAGUGGCAGUAAACAGUCUCAAUCAUGCAGUUCAGACUGUAGCUGUUUGUAACUGUCUGAUAUGGGGUUUAUUGUUAUGUAAAGCUUUAAAAAUGUUAAAACUGACAGACUCAAUAAAGAUGUAUUUGUUUAAAAAAACAAACACAAACAGUUGUCCUUUAUCCUCCAAAUUUGAAGCAUAUGUUCCUAUGUUUGUGCUCACUGUUCCAUUGUCUGCCAGUAGUGAAGCUGUGAGGGUGAAGGUAGUUAUUCAUGUUAACAGUGGCCACAGUAUACAAAAGAAGCUUUUAUUUUGGAAUCAUUCAUCAUUUCUUCAGUGGUGAAAACUUUAAGGACAUCUUAUUGUUUAUGGAGAGGAAAUUCUGACAAAAUGAAAUGCACAUCUUAAAUUGUCCACAAAUCCUAUCUCCUUCUGGUACAUAUUGAAAGUGAGAAAAGAACAAUGUGUUCAAAACGAAUAAUUUUCUCAAAAAUAUAGAUCCUUUAAAAAA